UAUCUACUACACCAUCAUGUGAAAGAACCAUGGAUUUUGGCCUUUAGUGAGGUGUCUUUUAAAAUUUUUAUUCCAUUUGUGUUUUGUUUGAUAGCAAAACUGUCCAGGUAUUCACCACAUAACAGGGCUAGCUAGAAUGCUUGGUUACUAUUUGUGGUGUUUAUCUCCUUUUAUUGCAGCUGAGUAGCAUUUCUCUUGUAGGCACAGGAAACUGGUAAUAACAGAAGACAGCCUCACAGCAGGAAAGUGAGAUCAGAUUGGCAAUGCAGCAGUGAGUGGCAUGAUUGAAGACAAGAUAAAAAGCAGGCUACAGCAAAAGGUGUGAGCUUCAUAUUUUCUCCCUGCAAUUACAUUACAGCUGAAGAGUUCAAGAUGAUUCCAAAUUACUCUACUGAAGAAACUGUUAAAAGAAUCCACGUGGACUGUCCUGUUUCAGGAAGGCACAGCUACAUCUACAUUAUGGUUCCAACCGUUUACAGCAUCAUUUUUAUCAUAGGCAUAUUUGGGAACAGCCUGGUGGUGAUUGUCAUUUACUGCUACAUGAAACUGAAAACGGUAGCCAGCAUCUUUCUUCUCAACCUGGCACUGGCUGACUUGUGUUUUUUGAUAACUCUGCCCCUCUGGGCAGCCUACACGGCCAUGGAGUACCAGUGGCCUUUUGGCAACUGUUUGUGCAAGUUGGCCUCGGCGGGGAUCAGCUUCAACCUGUACGCCAGCGUGUUCCUGCUCACCUGCCUGAGCAUCGACCGCUACCUGGCCAUCGUGCACCCGGUGCAGUCGCGCAUCCGCCGCACCGUGUUCGUGGCCCGCGUCACCUGCAUCGCCAUCUGGCUGCUGGCCGGCGUGGCCAGCCUGCCCGUCAUCAUCCACCGCAACAUCUUCUUUGCUGAGAACCUCAACAUGACGGUCUGCGGGUUUCGCUACGAGAGCAAUAACACGACGCUCCGGGUCGGGCUGGGUUUAUCCAAAAAUUUGCUGGGCUUUUUAGUUCCUUUUCUGAUCAUAUUAACAAGCUACACCUUAAUUUGGAAGACUCUGAAGAAGGCAUAUCAAAUUCAAAAAAAUAAGACUAGAAAUGAUGAUAUCUUCAAGAUGAUUGUAGCAAUUGUGUUUUUCUUUUUCUUUUCCUGGAUUCCUCAUCAAGUGUUCACUUUUCUGGAUGUGUUGAUUCAAUUACACGUAAUAACAGAUUGCAAAAUCACUGAUAUUGUGGAUACAGCUAUGCCUUUCACCAUUUGUAUCGCUUACUUCAACAACUGUCUAAAUCCUUUUUUUUAUGUUUUUUUUGGAAAAAACUUAAAAAAAUACUUCCUUCAGCUAAUAAAAUACAUCCCACCGAACGUCAGCACACAUCCAAGCCUCACAACCAAAAUGAGCUCCCUCUCCUAUCGGCCACCAGAAAAUAUCCGCUUGCACACAAAAAAGACUGCCGGGCCUUUCGACACAAAUUGAGGCAUUUCACAAAGUUCUUCUUUUGAACAACCUUGUGUGCGAAGCAGCAAGAACAACAAGAUUCAUCUGCGGUCCUGAACAUCACAGCUCAUCACAGCAACACUGGAUCACCUCAGAGAAAUCAUACUGUAAAGAGUCAGCAGUGGCCUUUCAGCUUACGUUGUAAAGAGGACUGCUUCGUUUUCAUUUUGUUUUUCAUUACGGAAAGCAGCCUAAGUGUUGGACAGGUGUGCCAGAGUUCCUGCCACAUCCCACCGUUUGCUUAGAACUACGAAAGAAGGGGAGGGAAAACUCCUAACUCCACAGGUGUUUCAAAAGGAAAAGCUUGUAUAAAUAACAUGAAAUACAAAGAACCUGACUUGCAUAUAUGUGAGCUAUUCUGUUGAAGAAGUGAAACUUUGUUUCUUGUUUUGUUGGUGUUUUUUUUUAAUUACAUAAAUGUCCUAUAAUCAUAUUUAUAAUAUAUUUUCAAAUAUAUGCUAUAUAUAGAGGCCCAAUUUUAAACUCAAAUGGAAAUUUAAGGUCCUUGAAAUUGGUCUUACUCUGAUUUAUGCUACUAUUUUUUUUAAUGGCAAUUUUUUCAUAAUAAUAUAUGCAAUAAAAUGCAGAGUUAUUUAUUAAAUAUAGAAUAACUAUAUUUUUAGAUUUAUAUUUCUACUCAUACAUUUCAAACAUUGCUUCAGAAAUAUACAUUUAUAUCCCAGUGACUAUUUUUGUAGUAGAUUAAAAAUAACUGUGUAUGUGCACACAGAAAUGGGGUUCACUCAGCAUUUCCUCAUGAUAAGCCACCCUCACUUUGAAGAACUUUAUAUACAGAGGGAGUUGACUCCAUAAUCUGUAUGAUUAAAAGUAAAAAAAAUUUAAUUCCUGCACAUUUGGUAAACUCAUAUACUGAUAAACAAAAAUGGGACAAUGCUUAUCUAUCAUUUUAACUAAAAAUACUUUUAGUCCCAUCACAAAACAUCCGAGAUCAAACUUUACUCUUGGCUUUUAUGGGAUUUCUCUCCAUUUAUAUAAAAUAAUGCCCAGGGUAUUUUCUCCCUGUAGAACAUUUUUUUAUUUAUAUGGAACAAAUUCAGAUUUAUACUAGCAUAAAUCAGAACUAAAGUCUGGCUCAAAUUCUCAAUACAAAUCAAGAGGAAAGGUGACAAGCACUGUGGGAAGUUUCCAUCAAUGAUAUUCUCAUAUGUGUCCUUUAUCUCUUAAAUAACAAGCUUCAGAUAAUAUUUAUGUCUGAUUCCACCCAUUUAUUGUCCUCAAAGAUGAGUUCAUAAGUACUUUUUGACACUACAAAACUUUAAAAAAAUAUCCAAACCUUUACAUAUAUAAUGUAGAAAAUUGCAUGCCCCUUGAGAAUUUACAGUAUUUAUAAUUUUCAAAAUCAUAUGUCUAAUGUGGCUUUGUCUCAAGUAGUGAGUGGUUGGAUUAUCCAUAUUUUCUGAUGAUCAAAAUCAAAGCACAAUAAAACAGUUAUUUCUGUGGUUUAAUACUUUUUAAGGAAAAAAGGCGACUACAAACAGGUCUAGAAAUCUUCCUACUCUUUCAUUCACUUAUAGUAAGGGAAAUUUUUUUCAGUUUUGCCUUUUUUCUUCCAGCUGCAAAAGUGGGAACAAUGUGUCUACUCGUACAUUGCAAGGCACUGUGACGAGUCACAACUUCUAAAGCUGUAUGAUACAAAAAACUCUCCUUCAUUAAAAAUUUUAAGUUAAACUUCAUUGCAAGGUAGUAUCUUGACUUUUGAAGCCUGAACAUCAUUUAACUAUGUAAUUUAAAGAAAUAUUUAAAUUGUUAUACUGAAUACUUUCCAAUUAGCUCAAAUCCUUACAUGUGAGACAGCCAUUUGCUUAAAUUGAAUAUGGCAAAAACCCCAUGCAUUAUCAAUAGCACCCAGAAGAGGACCAGUGCCCCAGCACCCUCUAAGCUGACAAAGGAUUGGCAGAGAUUGCCAUUUAUCUGUAUAUUUUGUUAAUGGACACACAUGCACAUGCUGAGCAGCAUCGGGAGUUUCUCCUGGCAGAAGCUUCUCUGUCCAGCCAUGAUUCUGCGUGCUGUGCUUGCCACCUGCUGGAUGCAGCCACAAAUUUGCUUUACAUCUCAAAAGUUGUUACAGAUAGAAACAGCAACACUUCCCUGCCACCUGAAGGAUCUGAAGAUCCCUACUUGUGGCAAAACACCUCUAUAAAUAAAACACAAACUUGUCCAUCUGGGAAGCCAGUAACUUCUUUGACAGAAUCUAACCGAGCAUUUUCUCAUCACCUGCUCAUCCCUUUGGUCACUGAAACUCAGUGACCACAACAGGGAGCUCAUUUGCAAAACAUUGAUUGCAUUACUACAAGAGCCAUCUCAAAGAGAAGACAUAAAAAUCAAAGCCAUUGGUUACUAUCUUGAUCAUUUCAUGCCAGAUCCUGCAGUUUUAAGAGGGUCUGUAUCCUAAGCUACUGGUGCAUCUGCCUGUGCCAUGUGAAAAAGCAGGAGCAUGCACAGUCAGUUGUGUUACUGGAGGAAAGGUAGGAAGGAAUUACACCUGCUGUGCUCUGUGGCCAGCACAGACCUUGAAUCAAUAGGCAAAGAAAGUAGAGAGGAAAGUUUUCCUAAAUAAAGCAGGGAAAUUUUUGUUCUAAGGAGUAAGGAAACAUUCAUCAGCUGCCAAAUAUGCUAGCUCCUUAAAAAAAAAAAAAAAAAAAAAAGAGCAAAUCAGCAGAUACUGAAAAGAACCUAGAGAUAAAACUCUCCAGCAAUUCUAACAGGGUAGCAGCAGGAAGUGAACUCCUUGGAGCGCAGAGUUACUGUGAACUACUAGAUGCUGCACACAACACCCUCAGACCCCAACCUGACAGCUAAGGGAAGAGCCCACAGGAUGGACACCCACACCACUUCCAUCAUGUAUCUGCAACCAAGGCAGGUGCUGAGAAACACGUUAUUGCUGAGCCUUACACUCCCCUGCCCACCUAUGCAGAGGGGACAGUCUGCUCUUCGCUGGGGAUCCUUGGCCAUGUGGUUCCUACUGAAGAACAGGUAGGAGAUGGCCAGAAUAUUCUUGGUGCAAGGACCUACCAUGCCAGCAAAGGAUUAAGCUAAGUAAGAUUAAGAUUAAACUCUCUAUGACUUUGCCAUCUUUGGGGAACUUUGGAUUGAGCCCUCUUAAUAUCAAAAGAAAACUGGCUAUAGACAUUUAAGAACAAACUCCCAUUACCUUAAAACAUGCAAAGUUAGAAUUAAUAAUAUGCAGUAGUAUGCAGUUAUUUUUAGAAAGAGUAUCCACAGUGCUUUUCAUUCCUGCGAUGACCAAAGUAAAAUAGUACAAACUCUUAGUCUGUCCUUGUACUCUCCUGUUGUGAGGAACCCAAGUCAGUACUAAGGGGAACAGCAUAUAACCCUAAAUUACAGGCAUUACACUUCCUGUUCAUUUCAAAUUCAUUAUUUGAACACCUUUUUUGCUGCUGAAUAAUUACUAAAUUACAUAUUUGACAUGUACAUGCAUAAUAUAUAUUUCUAUUCAUUGUGCAAUAGUACUUUAUAUUACUCAUGUUUUUUGCUCUACUCCCUACUUGCUUGCCCAUUGUAUGCCCAUCCUAAAGCAUAUUGUAUAAUCUACACUGGUUAGCCCAAAUUCCAACAAAACCACUACAGAUACAGUGGGAAUUAAUCUGGCUUCUUAACCUAAUAAGUCCCUCAUGUUUACAUUGUUAAUCAACAGUUUGCAGAACAACCACAAAACCAAAAGUCCUUUACCUUACCAGCAUUACUAUUUAGUUGAUAGUUUCCAUUGUCUACUUGAAACUGUGACAGCAGCAAAGAAUACAGUAAGUUUUCUAGUUUUGCUUGAAUAUCUUCAUCAAAGGUUUCUUUUGAUAAACCUGACCUCCUUUUUAAGUAUACUAAAGUGCAGGUAUUCCCAGGGAAAUAUUUGCCAUUGAAAGGAGAAACAAAUCCUUAGGGGAAGGUGGUUGAAGGCCUAAAAGAGUGACUUACUGAAUUUGUAAAUAUUAUUGUUAAAUGCAAAUAUUUAAUUUUGGUUUUGCAACAGAUUGAGGGGGAAAACAUACACAAAAAAAAGGAAUAAAUCUUUCAGCUUAGUGCAAAGUGAGGGCUGUUCUAUCAAUCACUGAGUGCACCUCCACAGCGACCUCCCAGCCAAGGCUGAACUAACAAACCCUCAAUCCUCCAACUCAGCUGUCAAGCUCAGUGUCACCAGCAAGCUCUGCAGAUGUGGCAGGACACUCGAGGGAUAGGGACAGAUCAGAUCAUGUCUGAGAAGAGCAUUGUGUGAUCUUUUUAGUGGACUAGUGCCACGAGCUUCAGCUUUGUAGCUGGCAAGUUAGGUAACAAAAACUAGGCAUCGUUUCAAUAUUUUCGUGCAGUUAUAAUUUGUGAUUUGUGGACGUUAAAUGCUUUCUAUUUCAAUAGCCAGUUUUAUAUUGUAGAAGUUUACCUCGAUUAUAUGACAACGUUUACUGUCUAAAGUAUUACUAAAAACAUACAGGCCACCAAUAAAUGUCAUUGUGAAAGUCAUCUCCACUUCUGUGUUAAGCACCCAAAGCAAAAAGACCUGUUUCUGUGUUGUUGUAAGUACUAGACUCUUAUCUGUAUAACUACAGCUAUAUUUAUGUAUAUAUAUAUAUGUGUAUAUAUAUAUAUAUAUAUAUAUACACACCUUAGGCAAUAUCAUCCUUAAAGUAUUUCUGUGUAAUGCUGUAACAUUUUAUACCACUAUUCCUCAUUACUUUUAACCACUAUCCUAACUCAGCUCUCCCUUAAAUCUUUGACAUGAGCAGGUUGUGUCAGCAAUUCUUCUUGGAGAGGAUACCCAGCUAGCUGUAAUUCAUUUCUGUAUCCCAGAACAGACUAAGCUAAUGAAGUUUACUUGGAGUGGAGAUUCAGCAAAUUGCUAAUUUUCCUAUAUACAUGUUGGAGUUUGAAGCCAAAUUUAGGAUUAACCUUUUAGAAACUAUAUUUAAUUUUAGAGACUUAUUUAUUUAGAAUACUGUGUUAAAUACAGGAUCACAUUGUGUUAUGUGUAAUGGCCUUGAACAGCCUGACUCAGGCUGCCUGUAGCCGAGUAUUCAGUGUAAAUAUAUCCACUUAGAAUAUAAGCAGCACCACACUGUACCAUGGCUGCAGUGGAAACAGCAUCAGGUUCCAGAAGGGAACCUGAUGAUAAUAAGAUAUGAUAACAAGAAGGGAUUGGGGAGGGGAGGAGGAGUUGGCAGUGAAAAGAAUGGUAGAUUGGAUUUUGCCAUUUCUAAUUUAUAUGAAAAUAAAAUAGAAUUUAGUCUUGCAUAUCCCUAGUAAACUCCACUUCAUACCUUGCCUUACGGUGUCACAUACUGCAAAAAAAGUGAAAAGCAGUUAGAAGGUUGGUACUGUGAAAUUUUUAUAGCUUAUCUGAUGCAUAACUUAUUUUCCAUGUAUAUUAGUUAUUCCUCAGCUUUGUGUAUUGGCAGCUUUAUGUACUGGCAGUGUUGUUAGGCUACAAUUAAGCAAAGGCUCUGGGGCAGGAGAGCAGACAGAGCCAUACCUUGGAGCUUUAUCAUGAGUGAUCAGAGGUGAAGAAUUGUUGGAAUAGGAUGGAAAGCAAAGACAGUUGCUGAACAAAUACAAAAUUGUAAAGAUAAUUAAGCCCACCAUUAAAUAACAUUUUUUUGCAUUUUGUUUUUUGAACCAAAGUCAGCUAAAUAAUUAAAAAUAAUGAAAAAAAAUAAGAGAAAAUGCUGAAAGAGAAUUUCAAGUCCACUUAGAAUUACUGAGAAUUUCAACCAUCUCCAGCUCAUAUUCUCAAGCAAAUGCAAACCUGGACAUUUCUGUGAAAUUGAAUGAAUAAAUAGAAAAGUUGAAGUUAACAGAUGUGUGUAAGAUACUAACAGCCACUUUGCUACUAUUGACUUUUCUUUCAAAAAAAAAUUUGAAUUAUGCACUUGAAAUUCAUCAGAUAAUUAUAUGCCCAGGAAAGGGAAACAACAUACUGCCCAUGGGCUUAGAUGAGCUUUGCAUACCUAGCCUGAAUCCUCCUCCUGCUUAGCUAAGCCUGAAUCUUCCUCAUGCUUAGUUUAUCAUAUAGUACACAACUACACCAAAAAAAAACCCCAAAACAGCUAAACUAGAAAACAAAACAGAAAUAAAUUAAUUUUGUGAAAAUAUGUAUUACAGUAGUGCUAUUUAAUUUUUAAAUCAUCUAUGAAAUACUAAAUGAUCUAAAAUAACUUUGUUUUUACAAGUUUAUAGUAAUUUAAGUAAUUUUUAAGCUUCUCUAAGGAUUUUGUUUUGUACUGUAAAAAGCUCUCCAAGCGUGAGAACCAAGAUUCCAGACCCAAAGCCCUCUUUCUGCACAGCAGCACCUAUAAAGUGAGGCCAUGUCUACGAUUUGCAGGAUGCCUUUCAAAGGCAGGACAUAAAUAAGUGACCCUGAGAUGUAAUGUCACCUGCCAAAGCAUUGUUAGUGUUGAAACUGAUUUCUGUGAUGUGAUUAUUCUAGAUACAAAUGGAAAGAAGCAGUAGAAAGGCAGACUCUGUAUACUAGACUGUACUAUACAGUGCCAUUUUUACAUGUUAAAUUCUGAAGAAUUGUGUUUCUGGUAUUUUUUAUUUUCUCUGCUUAUCUAUGGUGGCUCUCUAUACUGUGAUCUGUCAUUUUACAUGAGAGUACACAGCAGAUAUGCACUGUUCUGUUUCAAAAGAAAUAAUACAUUUUCAAUAUCUUUCUGUCUAACACAUCUGCAAAACCAGUAACCUUUUUCACAGAGCUGUCUACAUCAGAGUGGUUGUAUUUUGAAAUACUGAAAAUAUUAAAACAAUACAAAAUAACUU
Taeniopygia guttata (zebra finch) is the source of this 8256-nucleotide messenger RNA. The record is from RefSeq and is a predicted model, not a curated record. Lineage: Eukaryota; Metazoa; Chordata; Aves; Passeriformes; Estrildidae.